AUGCUCAUUGCAGAACUUGUACAAGGCCUCGUCAACGAGGCAACUCACCGACCGACCGAGUUCCUCGCCAAAUUUCUGGGCGUCGCGGUGUUGGUGUACUUCAUCGCAAACGAAGUCGUCAGAUCGAAAGCCCGCCUGCCCGCUUGGCAUGGCCCAAAGGGACUCCCCGUUAUAGGGAACCUGCACCAGCUUGGCGGCAAUGCCUCACAGGUGUACAAGGACUGGGCCAAGGAGUUUGGUGCCGUUUAUCAGGUCCAGCUAGGCAACCUCCCUGUUUUGGUUGUGAACACGGCUGCUGCGGCCAAGGUCAUGUUUGGAAACAACUCGCAAGCGACUGCCUCACGACCGGAGCUCUACACUUUCCACAAGAUCGUUGCCAACACUGCUGGCACCACCAUUGGCACAUCUCCCUACAAUGAGUCUCUCAAGAGAAGAAGAAAGGGCGCAGCAUCCGCUCUCAACCGCCCAUCCAUUGAGACUUACAUCCCCCACCUGGAUCUCGAGACGAGAGACUUCCUCAAGGACGCUCUCAACUACGGCAAGGCAGGCAAAGUCACAGUCGACCCCCUGCCCCUGGUCCAGAGACUCAGCUUGUCACUGGCAGUCACACUGAACUGGGGCAUGCGAUUCCCCAGCCACGACGACGGACUCUUCAAGGAAAUCACGACGGUCGAGGGCGAGAUCAGCCGCACCAGGAGCGUCACGGACAACAUGCAGGACUACAUUCCCCUCCUCCGCUACAACCCCUUCUCGGCAGGAAAGCGCCACGCCGUAGAGAUGAGAAUCCGCCGCGACAAGUACCUGUCCAAGCUCAACGGCGACCUGGAGGAGAAGAUUCGCAACGGAACGCAUGAGCCGUGUAUCCAGGCCAACGUUAUGCUCGAUGAGGAGGCGAAGCUCAACAACGUCGAGUUGACAUCGAUCAGUCUCACCAUGCUUUCUGCCGGCUUCGAGACGUUUACUGCGGUAUCGACGUGGGGUAUUGGAUUCUUGGCGACGCACCCCGAGAUUCAGCAAAAGGCCUUCGAGGCGAUUAGGAAGACGUACGAUGAGGGAAACCCGUUGUGUGAUGCACGCGAUGACCAGACUAUCCCCUACCUCCGCGCGUUGGUUCGCGAAUGCUUGAGGUAUGAAUUGGACGCGACACUCUUGACCAUCUGCGACAUUUGGCUGACUUUCUUGCUCAGAUUCUUCACUGUCCUCCGCCUCUCAUUGCCUCGUGCCACGAACAAGGAGUUCAUGUACGAGGGCAAGCUGGUACCAAAGGGCACCGUAGUUUUCUUGAACUCUUGGGCUUGCAACAUGGACGGCGACCUCUGGCACGACCCCGAGGUCUUCCGCCCCGAGCGCUGGCUGGAGAACCCCGAAGCACCCAUGUUCACCUACGGCAUGGGCUACCGCAUGUGUGCCGGAACCAUGCUGGCCAACCGCGAACUGUACAUCACCUUCCUCCGCAUGUUGGCCAGCUUCGAGCUGUCGUCGACGGACAAGAUCGACACCGAUCCCAUCACCGGCGCUGCUGAUUUGACCAACCUGAUUAUCACACCGGGCUCCUACAAGGUCACCUUCACUCCUCGCAACGAGUCGGCCCUGAGAGCCGCUCUGGAGACUGAGGUCGUGCACUGA
Colletotrichum acutatum is the source of this 1626-nucleotide messenger RNA. RefSeq names its product cytochrome P450. The record is from RefSeq and is a predicted model, not a curated record. Lineage: Eukaryota; Fungi; Ascomycota; Sordariomycetes; Glomerellales; Glomerellaceae. The coding region runs from base 1 to 1626 and encodes 541 amino acids. Gene Ontology annotation, molecular function: heme binding; iron ion binding; oxidoreductase activity, acting on paired donors, with incorporation or reduction of molecular oxygen. The transcript has 3 exons.